CCCAGCGGACGCCACCCACACACAAAAACCCAACCCCACCUUAUCGUUCUCCCCGGGGAACGUGUGGCGCCCGUCCGGCGCCUGCCCCACUUUUUUAUCCGCGCGCCCCAGCAGCCGCCGCGCUCCUGUGUUAUUAGCCUUAGCCGCCGACGUGCCCCGCGCCUAACGCCACCGCGACGUCGGUCCCCGAGUGGCACCGGCCAGCUAGCUCGCGCACAGCUCUCGCCGCGCACGCCGUGCGACGACGCCAUGGCCCCGACCGCCCCAGCCACCACGGGCGCGGCGAGCCCAGCCGCGCCUGCCGUCGCCAAGGGCGAGGGCAAGGGCAAGGCCGCCGCUGCGCGCUCCGUCGGGCUCGACCUGCCCGCGCUGCCGCCGCUGCCGGGCCUCGGCCUCGCGGCACAGGGACAGACCCGCGCCGCGUCCUGCAAGCGGCAGGAGAGGAACGUGGUGGCCAUGGCCGCGGGGGAGCCGGCGGCGCCGAUGGCGGCCAACGAGGAGCUCACCGAGUUCGUCAACGACUUGAAACAGGAGUGGGACAGGAUCGAGAACAAGUUCGCGGCGACCUCGCUAGCCGUCGCCGCCACGCUCGGCAUGUGGAGCGCCGGUGGAGUAGUAUCGGCGAUUGACAGGCUCCCCGUGGUUCCAGGCCUGAUGGAGGUUGUUGGAAUUGGAUACAGUGCGUGGUUUGCGUACCGCAACAUGCUAUUCAAGCCUGACAGGGAUGCUUUCUUCGGAAAGGUCAUGGAGUUCUACGAGGAUAUAAUCAGCGGCUAACAGAUUAUAAUGCAAGCUCAUCCAAAUCAAGGAAGUUGAAUUUGAGAGGGGCAUGCUAGUCUGCUGCUGUUCAGUUGUUCUCUGUAAUAUAUUUCACCAUAGCAUCUAAUUUGAUCCUUACUCAAUGCAUGGAUAAAUAAUUUGGAUGUUAAUCGUAAAUAACAUUUAAUCCUUUUAGCCAUUUCUUUCUCCUAUAAUGGUCAAGUUUACUUCUUUUUCUUU
This is a messenger RNA of Panicum hallii, 999 nucleotides long. Its product is annotated as protein CURVATURE THYLAKOID 1B, chloroplastic-like. The transcript has 6 exons. The coding region runs from base 250 to 777 and encodes 175 amino acids. The record is from RefSeq and is a predicted model, not a curated record. NCBI's taxonomy places the organism in Eukaryota, Viridiplantae, Streptophyta, Magnoliopsida, Poales, Poaceae. Gene Ontology annotation, cellular component: chloroplast thylakoid membrane; thylakoid.